This is a messenger RNA of Mucor velutinosus, 1203 nucleotides long. RefSeq lists its product as uncharacterized. The record is from RefSeq and is a predicted model, not a curated record. Lineage: Eukaryota; Fungi; Mucoromycota; Mucoromycetes; Mucorales; Mucoraceae. The transcript is spliced from 2 exons. The coding region runs from base 1 to 1203 and encodes 400 amino acids.
AUGAGACCAUCGCUAACAAAAGCCAUCCUAUUCGCACUCGUCGUAUUCCAGUGUACACAUCUAGUCUAUUCCCAGCAACAGCAACAGCAACAACAACAGCAGCAAGAUCAAGCGUCUGGUAAUGUGGUAAGUGGCCAGCAACAACAGAGUCAGCAACCAGAGCAGCAACAAUCGUCAUCCAAUGUGCCUGCUGCUUCAUCUGUGCCUGCUGCUACUACAACAACUCCUCCUCCUGCUGUAACCACAACAACCGAGGCACCUCAGCCAACAUCCACGCAAGCUCCAGACACUAAAACUGAUGCCACCGUAGCACCAACCAGUGCUACCACAACAGCAGCACCAACAUCCGAUGCAGCGGUUGUCUCUUCAAAGACAUCCGAACCACGCAGUACCUCAUCUCAAACUGGAAGAACCCUCCAACCCUCUACCACUAUGAUCUCCAGUAAUGGAAGCCUUGUUCCUAGUGUCGUUACUCCCACUGAUAGUAGUAAUGCUCAGCCUACAGAAAGCGGUGCUGCAAAUAAGAAGGAUGAUGCUGAAUCAAGCUCAAACAAAACAGCAGUGAUUGCAGGUUCAGUCGUCGGUGGUCUUGUGGGAAUUGCUCUCAUUGCAGGUCUCCUUACUUGGAUGAAUCGUCGUGGUGGUUGUACAAGUCGUACACGCCGUCGUGAUGCCCAAGAGGACUUUACCAACGAGAAUGACUACAAGAUGACUGAGAAUACAGUGGCUGCAGGCGGUAUUGGCGCUGGUGCUGGUGCCAUGCACUCGACCGACAAUCUCCCCCCACCAUCGCCUUUCCAACAUGCUCGCCGCUUUGUGCCUCCCACAUCCAAUCCCACUGGCUACAUGAACUUACAGGAUGAAGAGUACGGGUAUCAUCAAAAUGCCAAUGUCGGCGGCGCAGGCUAUCAACCUCAGCAAUACCAAGAUUACAAUGCUGGCGGUGUGUAUCAUGAUGGAUCUCACCCUGAUUACAAUCAAGAUUAUCAGCAACAGGAGUACUACAAUAACCAUGAAUAUGCUGCUGCUCAUGACUAUUCCGCAGAUGGCAGUGUCACUGGCAGCAAUCAUGGUGGUUACCAGCAACAAGCGUAUUACGGCCAUGUGCCUGGAUCCAAUGUCACUUCUCCCACCCUCACCAAUGCUGCUCCUCUCCACCAAAUGAAACCUGAUCAAGUAGAGCAAAAGCCCAAUGCUGCCUAG